ACCAGCCUAUGCUCCGUCCUAUUGACCGUAUCUGCCGAUGAUACACUAUGGAAAACUAUUUCACCUUGUUUUUCAUAGGAGCUUGGACAGCUUUGUCUGCGUAUUUAUUUUACACUCACUUCUAUCGCUCAUAUAAACUACAUAAAAGCGGCAUCGUUGUAUUUGAUCGCCAACGGGAGAUUCCAAGUUUUGCAUAUCUGUUGUAUAAAUUUACCAAGGAAGCUCUGUGUAAGAGACAGGGCAAGCUUUAUCCAAUCAAGGGUAGUGCCAAAACUGUUACUUUUACCAUUUUUAACUGCAGAAUUGAGUCCAGGCAUUUGAGGCAGUACUGCAGUGCAUUUGGAUAUGGUUGGGACUACCCAGAUUCCCCAUUCAGAGACAUUCCAGUGUGCUAUCCUGAGGUCCUCUUCUCCCGGCUGCUGACCAUGGUUGUGUGUUCUGAAAGAUUCAGGUUAAGCCCCGUGGGCCUUGUAUGUGUAAGCCACACAUUGAGAACAUUCCAGCCAAUUGAUGAGCUGAAGAAAGGUCCAUUCUCACUACAGGCUGGUGUGAUGGAAUACAAGGCUGUGGAGCGUGGGGUGGAGGUGGAAAUUAAGCUCACUGCAGCCGACAGAGUUGACCAAUCUGUGUGGGAAGCCAAUGUGACACUGCUCUCCAGAGACAUGAAGCAAAUAAUGAGCCAGCAGCCUCCUGCCCAAAGGCUUCUGGAGUCAGAGGAGGUGAAGACAGUUGAGAUCUCAGUCCCCUGGUCCACUGGGCUGAGGUGUGCUUGGGCAUCCUGUGACUAUUCUCCACAACAUCUCUUCACUUUCACCGCCAAACUGCUGGGCUACUCAUCUCCCAUCGCUCCUAGUUUGUGGAUGCUAUCUAAAUGCCUGGCUGAAAUUGAAAAACAUAAAGGAGCUGAUGCUGUCAGAGCCCCGGCCUGCAUGUGUGUCUGGUUCUAUCAGCCAUUGUUCAUGCCUGGGAAGGCUGUUGUCAGGUUCUGGGAAACUGCCCCAGAGGCCACCUCCCCUGCUCACAGACACUAUGGCAUUCGAGUUGAGAAGCACAGCGGGGGAACUCCGUGCCUUGUAGGAGAAAUCAGCAGGUUGGAGCAGUAGCUCUCAUCCGAGGGCCUUCAGACCACCUGUACAACGUGGCGAAUCCGUCGCUUCCUCAACACCGACUCAACCGAUCUCUUAGUCCACAUGCUGAUCAUCUCUUGCCUGGACUACUGCACCCUCCUCCUUAAGGUUUCUACCUCUGCCACCAGAGCUCUCCAGGUCAUCAAGAAUGCUGCUGCGUCUCUGAUCUACAAGCUGUACAGAAUCAGACGUGUCUCUCCCUUUCUCAUCUCCCUCCACUGGAUGCUUAUGUCAGCUCACAUCAAAUGUAAUACCUUGGUGCAAAGGAGCAGGGGGGUUUUUCAUGAAGCACAAUUUCACUGUGUCUGGAUAGGAUCUUGGAUAGCUCUGUCCCUCAAAGCAAGCUUGACAAGAUGCCAGUUAUGUCGGUAAGGCAUACACAUUAGGGCUAGCCUGGUUCAGGCUUGACUUAUUUGAGGCCAGCUUUACAAUGACACCGACUCGGAUGGACCACUGGCUCGAAUCGACACAUCAGACCUAUUUAGUUCCUACCUACCUAAGUAGUUCCUUUUUGUGUAAACGAACAUUUAGGCUACAUUUUUUUUUUUUUUUUUUUACUUUUACUUAAAAUGAAUGAAAUCAGUGUCAUAAAAUGCCAUGUUUUAUUUUAGAGGCUAAUGCUCAGCAUUUUGGACCAAUGUUUCAGAUGCCGAUGACCUACAAUGUUUUGAUUGGAGAGGCUGAGAGAGUGGAUUCACUCAUUCAUCCAGGCAAACAUCUCUAUACAGAUUCAGGGAGGGGAAAUCUACAUUGGGAAUUUGCUAGAGGCCAAUGUCAAAGUCCAUGAUUAAUGUAUUACAAAUUGUGUGCAUUGGUUUUCUUUUUUUAGCAAGUGAUACCUUUGUAUACACUCGGGGAUACUGAGAGCCUGUGUGUUAUGUGUGUUACGCUGCGCAUAAAGUGUGCCAUGCCCUGAAAGGUCUUAAAUGUCUUGAUAAUAUUCCCUGGCCACCAAAAGCCUACGUUUUGCAGAACCUGGUAGACAUCCAAGCAGGCCGGUUGUGUAGUGCUUCCAUGUCUGGGAAGUAGAUUUCUUUCCCCAUACAGACAUGCUUUUUUUUGUUUGCUAUCUGGCUAUAUGGUAAUGCAUUUCUAUAGAUGACCUACAUGGCACUGACUGGGCAAUCUUUUUUUGUAAUUCGAUGGGGGGACUGUGUAUAAAAAGGGCUGUAUUUCCUACACGGUUCACUCAAUAUGGAUGUAAAAGUCCUCAAAUUAAAGCUGAUUGUUUUAUUUCAA
Messenger RNA from Conger conger (European conger), 2366 nucleotides. RefSeq lists its product as uncharacterized. The coding region runs from base 48 to 1103 and encodes 351 amino acids. The record is from RefSeq and is a predicted model, not a curated record. NCBI's taxonomy places the organism in Eukaryota, Metazoa, Chordata, Actinopteri, Anguilliformes, Congridae. The transcript has 5 exons.